UGUCUGUCCUCAGCUCCUCCCCUCUCUAAGUCUUUGUCUGUCCGUCUGUUGUACUUGGGUUUGUAAACAGUUGUUUCAUUGCUGGAGAACAUUUGGAGAUUUGUGGAGUGAUAAAUGAACUCUUUUCAGGUUGAGCAUAAACACCGGUUACAAUAAUAACUCACUAAUUAUCAAAGUAAUGCAAGAAAUUCUCUGUAAAUAAAUUACAAUCAUUUAAUUACUGAACAAAACAGCUUCCACGACGUGGGCUUGAUAUCCAUGUGGAUCACAGACCUGGUUUACACCUGUCUCUUUUAGUAACACAGGAAGCAAUGAACGACUCCCGUGUUAUGCUGGUUGGAAUAAACAGAUCAUGCUGCUCAUCGUCUGAAGUUGUGGGCGUGAAGCAAGUCUUUGCUAGUCAGUCUUUCUCCUUGUUGUUUGAGGUUAGUUUGGUCUGUCAAGGCCCCGUUUGCUCGCUCCCACUGUGCUGCUACAGAUAUGCAUUUCUCUCUGGUUUAAUGUGUUUCCAUUGUGUGAUGCCAACUUUGCAGAAGAGUUCCUGGAACAAAAUUCGUCACACUAAAUACAACACUUAGAAGUUGGUGAUUGUGAUUAGUCAAAAUGAUGUGAGAUUACAUCGCAACAAACCCAGCCAUUACUGCUGCGUCCACUCGAAGGAAAUGAACUGGACAAACCAACAUGUGCAGGCACUGUCAGAGCUGCAGACGAUAGUUUGUACUACUGUGUAAAAGAUGACGUCAAAGUUUAAAAUGCCUUAAACCUGCUUUAUUUCUUAUGUCCACCAGGGGGUGACUCCUCUGGUUGCAAAAGACUGCAAGAGCUCAGUAAAUAAAUACUUUCCUUCAUCACUGUCGGUGCAUUUAAAUGUUAGAAGCUCGGUGAGCAUGUGCUGCUUUUCUGUGUCAGAUAUUUAUGAUAUAUACAUAUUUUAUAGAGACUCAAUAUUUCCAGGAGGCAAUGGGAGACAUGAGAAACUAGAAUAAGGAUUUUUCAAGCUUUUCUGACAUUUUAUAGUAAAUAUGAGGCUUAGAAUGGGCUUUUGGUUGGCUGACUAAGCAUGACAGUAAACUAUUUAUGACCAUUUCAUAAACAAAUGUCUCUAAUGUUUGAGUCAACGAAACCCCAAACAAUUAAAUUGGUUCGGAAAAAAAAAAGAGAAAAAAAAGGGAAGGAUGACGGGAGAUUUUCCUUUGGAUCUUCGGAGGUCAUAAAAAUUUGUCUCUGCAGGAAAAAACCCUGUAACUGGUCAACAUAAAAACACAAAAAUGUUUGUUUUCAAUGAGCUAUAAGUGGUGGCAAGUCAGGUUUUGGAUGUCAAACAAGCAUCGGUCAUUUCAGGUCAUUUUUAUUCUUAGUUUGAAUAAACAUACAUUUGUCGUCCAUAAGUGGAGUUUUGCAGAUUAUGUUACUGAGAUGUGACACCAAUGUUUAGAGCUGUCUUAAGGAAGUUGCUAAUACAAUAAGCAGAAAGUAGUUUGCAUAAAAUAUUUGCAAUAAAAAGUCAAUACAAUUCAACUUCAGUUAGUUUGGGUGAUUUCUCCAAAUCCAGUGGAAUGUUUUCGGAAAGCAAAGAGCUGUGGACCAAAGCUCGAGCUUUAAACACCGUCUGGCUUCCAUUAAUCCAUAAACACACAGACUCCUGGUUAUUUUUAUCCUCUGCUGCUCAUAUUGGAAGUCUCUCCAUCUGAGCCUGCUCAUCCAGAAACUGAACUGCUGAAUAUUUUCCCAUCUCUUUCCCCUCCCUCCUGUUUUCUUUCUCCUGUCUCAGCUCACAUUGGUCUCUCUCUCUCUCUCUUUGUUUCCCAUUGAAUCCUCGUUUCCUAUUGGUGAGGGCUGAUGUGAGGUGGGAGGGUCUCGGAGCUGAAUGUGAUCAGACCUCCAGUCCGCAGAGCUGCAGACUCAAGUUUUACUCCAUCCUAAAGGAAAUGUGAAUGAUUAAAAGAGGGAGGGCGUAUGUAGGGGAUCAGAUGAGCCUCUAACUGUGACACGUGUGAUUUUCAGUGAAACUUCAUGGGAGAUGUAGUUUUUAACAGUGGUUAAAAUUCAUUAUCUAAUUUCGCAAAAAUAAUAAAUUAACUAAGAUUUAAGGGCAUGUUUUGAAGCUUUACCUUUCCCACCAAUUAUGUUCCAUCAUAAGACUAAAUAACAUAACACAUACUCUCACUGUCAUGUUCAAGAAACCUGUUUGAGAUUAUUUGAGCUUUGUGACAUGGUGUAUUAUCCUGCUGGAGCAGCCAUCACAACAUGGGUUGUCUGUGGUCAACAUGUCCAUCCCUUAACAUCACAUGUAAGCUGUUUAUCCCCCACACCCUUACAGCACCUCCACCAGCCUGAACCGUUGAUAUGAGGCAAGAUGGAUCCAUGCUUUCAGGCUGUUAACGCCAAAUUUUAACCUCCACCUGAAUGUUGUAGCAGAAAUCGCAACUCAGACCAGGCGUUUUUUGUCUUAUUUUGGCAAGCCUGUGUGAAUUUCACCCUUGGUUUUCUGCUCUUAGAGAUGACUGUGCAGGAAAAUUCAAUUAGAUCAGCAUUUUUGGAGAUAAUGUGACCAUCCUAUCUGACACGAGCAAUUAUGCCACAGUCAAAGUCACUUAAAUCACCUUUUCCCCCCAUUCUGAUCCUCAGUUUGAACGUCGGCAGGCCUAAAUGACUGACUUUCUGCCUUGUGACUGACAGUUGGUUAUUUGCGCAAACAAGCACUUGAACAGGAGUACCUAAUAAAGUUGCCAUGAGUGCAAUAUUUACCUUCAUGAUUCCUUUUAAUUAAAAUGUCCAAAUUGUACAUAUGUUUGCAAAACGUGGAAUAGAUGCAACGCCACACCUCACCAUAAGUGACAAAUAUCUGAAACUCCACUUUCCUUCUAAAGUAUAAACUAUUGGGUGUCUCUCAUAACUGUUAAAGAAAUACAUAUUGUCUCUCAUAUGCAGACAAAUCUGACAAAUAUCACCAUAGUCAAUCAGCUUCAACAUUACUCCAGCCCAGAGGGUGGCAGUAAUGCACACUGACCUUUCUGGUAACUGGUAAUUGGAAAUAAAACUGCUCACCAAAGUUCAGACGGGUAACUAAAAUUUGUCAUCUUAAACAAAACCUUAAUAAGUCAACAGGGAACACAAAGGUCUCCGUGUAUGGACGGGUUUCACUUGUACCACAGUUUGUUCCAUACAGAUUUGUAGUGUUUAUGUAGCAUUUUUUUUUAAAAAGUACAUUUUAUUUGUCCUUAAAAUACAAACAGAGGAAACGGUUUCCAGCUGAUUUUAACAAUACUUUCAAUGUGAGCCACAUAUGGUAAAUGUUUGGGUCAGUGUUAUUAGUCCUGAAAUUGGAGCUGGAUUGCAGCAAACUUUUUUUCUUUUUCUUUUUUAAUUAAAUCUAAUAUCAGCCAUGUGGACUGGUCUAAAAACUGUAAUAAUCAGGCUCAGAAGUGAUCUGAGCCCAGAGCUUUAUUACAGUUUUUGUGGAUAAUUUCUGUUUUCUUUCGAAUUAAAGGUUUAAGGACAUUAUGAGGACCUGACACAUGAUUCAGGCUUUUGGUUGAAUAUACGAAAAGUUCACCUGGUGUUUAUUUUGACCAAAAUGGAGGCGCCACAUGUGGAAACCUUUCUGCUGCAAACAUGUUAAAUUAAUACACCGAAACAAAACGGAUACAGAAAUGUACCAAAAACAGAUGAUGCAUACAAGUCUGAUUGUAACUACACCAGAUGAAUUUUCUGGUUUCUCAUAACUGAAACGUGCAGAGAUCUAAAAUUAAAAAGCUCAGAGCAAUGACAAAUCAGUUCUAAAUAAAAUAAUCCCCUGGCAUUUAUUGACUGAGAACAGAAAACAAGUUGUCUGUCUGGACAGCAAUCAGAGGCUCAUAUGAUACAGAGAAUUGCUUAAAUCUGCUCCAUUCAGAGGGGGAAUCAGACAGAAAAACAAACUAUCAGGUGUGCGAAGGUGUGUUUUAGCCUCAGAUCUCUAUGCUUUAAUAAUGACAGGACUGCUGUUUAUAGACUAGUCAUUACACACAUACAGGGAACCAGCCAUUAGGACCCCAGCCGAGAGCUAUAUGAGGGACAGAAGCAGUGCUGACAGCUCUUUACUGAGAACUGCUGCAGGGAUGAGGUGGUGGCUGGUGGUGGCCAGUCUGUGGCUGCUGGUGGCCUUGACCAUCCCUGAUGCUGAGGCCAGAAACCGACCACGAAACCAGAAUGGUGAGAUUCUUAGAGGGAGGAGGAGGAGGAAAGAUGGACAAGGUUUUGGCCGGGCUAGAGCGGGGCGAACUAGACCUCUGAAGAUCAGACUGGUUCCUGGUCCCAGCAUCCCAGUGGUGCCUGUAGAAGGAAAUGCUCUUCUCCAACAACCCUAUAAGAACAUCCAAGAACAGCACGCCACCUACAACGUCAUCCCAGGUAAGCAGGGCCAGUGUGUGUACCAGGGUCUGACCAUGUUUGACCAGGCCGUCUGGUCCCCAAAGCCCUGUGUGACUUGUCUGUGUACCGGAGGGCGGGUGGUUUGUGAUGAGAGCACCUGUCCCGAAAUACACUGUCAUUUCCCCUUCACCCCUGCGGGAGAGUGCUGCCCUGUCUGCAUGGAGCCAGAACCUGACCUCAGCCUUGACAUUUCUGGUGACUCCCCAGUUCCCAAUGACCCCAGUGAUGUCGUGACUCCACUGACCCAAGAGGAGAUCCAGAAAAUCCUCUGGAGGGAGGCAGAGCAGCAUCGUGAGGAGGAAGAACGCGUGAAGAAGAAGGAGGAAGCGAGAAGAAAGAGAAGGAAGCAAAGGAAAGAGCAGGAGGAGAAACAGAGAAAGAUAGCUGAGGAGAUGAGAAAGCAGGAGGAGGAGGCACUGAGGCUGCAGGAAGAAAAGGAAGUGGAGGAGUGGAGCAGGCAGGUAGAGGAGGAGCAAAAGAGGAGGCAGGAGGAAGAGGAAGAUAGGAGACAGAAGGAGGAAGCAGAGAGAGAAGCAAGAGAGAGGGAAAGGAAGCUAGAGGAGGAAAGGAAAAGGCAGGAGGAGAUGCUGAGGGAAGAACUUUUGGAUUUAGUUGAAAAGGAGAAGGAGAGGCGCGAGGAAGAGAACGAGAGGCGCGAGGAAGAGAAGGAGAGGCGUGAGGAAGAGAACGAGAGGCGUGAGGAAGAGAACGAGAGGCGCGAGGAAGAGAAGGAGAGGCGCGAGGAAGAGAACGAGAGGCGCGAGGAAGAGAACGAGAGGCGCGAGGAAGAGAACGAGAGGCGCGAGGAAGAGAACGAGAGGCACGAGGAAGAAAAGGAGGAGCAGGAGGAGGAGGUGUGGCUGAGAGGAGAUGUGUUUCAAAUGCUCCCAAAAGAGCCUGAAGAACCUGAGGAACCAGACCUCCUUCCUGCUCCGAUUCCAAGACCUCCAGUUGCUACAGAGGAGGAACAGGUAGAAACCGAAGAGACGGGAGAAGGGGAGGAUGGGGAGAUCAUAGCUGUAAACAGAGGAGGCCUUCCUCCAGGCUGUGACAUCUCUGACGUUACUGCCACAUGUGAGAAUGCCAAACUCACACACUUCCCUCCUCUGGCCAUUCCUGAGCUGAAAUCUCUCAGUCUGGAGGGCAACAGCAUCAGCAGCAUCCCAGCAGGAGCCUUUAAUGGAAUUCCUAACCUGGAGUGGAUCAACCUGAAGAAAAACAAACUUACUUCUGCUGGCAUUGACUCUAAAGCCUUCAAAGGUCUGAAGAAGCUAACACGUCUGUAUUUGGAUGGAAACCUUUUAGACGUUGUGCCAUCUGACCUUCCCCCGACCCUGCAGGAGCUGAAGAUCAAUGAAAACAGACUGAGAGGGAUAGAUGAAAACAGCUUCCAAGAUUUGAGCAGCCUGGUUAUUCUGGAGCUGGAAGGAAAUCUGCUGAGUGAGGGGAAUGUAGAUCCUCUGGCCUUCGCUCCCCUAAUCCAGCUUUCCUACCUCAGACUGGGGAGAAACCAUUUCCGUACUGUACCACAAGGCCUUCCCAAGUCAUUGCUGGAACUCUAUUUGGAGAACAACCUGAUUGAAGAAAUCUCAGAGACAGUUUUCAAUCAGACCAGCAAUCUGAACAUAGUUUCUUUAAGACACAACAAACUGGAGGAGACCAGGAUUGCUCCACUGGCCUGGAUCAACCACAGAUAUUUGGAGUCCAUUGACCUUUCAUAUAAUAAGCUUUACAUGGUUCCUUCAUAUCUACCAAGAUCUCUAGUUCACUUGGUGCUCUUGGGAAACAAUAUUGAGAGGAUACCUGGUUACGUUUUUGCCCACAUGCAACCUGGUUUAGAGUACCUCUACCUCUCCUACAACAAACUGGAUGGAGAGGGGACUGAACCUGAGUCGUUCUUUGGGGCCUACCACUCCCUUGUCGAACUGUGUCUGGACCACAACCAGCUGGUUGUUGUGCCAUCUGGCAUCAACGAAAUGACCAACUUACACUUCCUCAGACUCGACAAUAACAUGAUCAGGAGUAUUCCUGAUGAAGCCAUCUGUGACCCAAACCACAGCGGGGACUCCACCUUGGUGGCUGUAAGAUUGGAAAACAACUACAUCGACCCCCAAAAAAUCUCACCAAUGGCCUUUUCCUGUGUAAGAUCUGCAUCAAGUGUGGUCUUAAAACCUCAGAAAACCAAGUGAACACACAUAAACAAAAUAAAAAACUGAGAGACAGUGGACUUUAAUCUGCCAAUAGAAGUCAAAAUCUCCUUUCAUCAUUUUUCUGUUACUAAUAUCAUACAAAAUAAAAAAUAAACCUAAAAAAUUACUCGAAAACGCAUUAGUCUGAUGUCAAAAUCUGACACACAGUUUAAACAUUCAAACAUGGUUACUGUCGUAUAGCAAGAUGCUAUUUGAACAUUUUCUACAACUUUAGACCAAACACAUGGUUUGGUAUCUGGUAAGCUGUCCUGCUCUGUCACCUGGCCCAUCUUAAACAGAACACAUCUGUCCGCUCUCAGAAAAUCUUCUUCUUCUACUUUCGGCUGCUCCCUCUAGAGGGUCGCCGCUGUGGAUCACUGUGUAAAAGGGAAGGAAUUCACAGUAAAAUGAAAAUCCUAAUAAAGAAAUGGAAAGAAUUCUAUGAAGUGCGACUGCAAGCACAGCGCAUUAUUUUUAACAACCUCAGCACCUUCAUGUUUCAUUUCUCGGCUGCAAUUCUUCCACUGCCUGUUUUCAUAAAAACUCUGACAUGGAAAGCUCACACGUGACACAUCCCCUAAGAUGUUUGCGUUAAACCAAGCGCUGCUGGAGAGCCAAUUCCUCAAACAGAUCAAGAUGAGAUGUAAUAACAUGCCUGUUCCUCAACGUUUUAUCUUUAUCUUGCUUACGUGAAUGGACAGGGCAGUGACCUUCCUCAAGUGUAGUCAAGUCUGAUUGAUGUUUGAUGCAAAAAUUAAGUGGGAGUCUUGCUAUUGCAUGUGUUAUGAUUUACAAUUCAGCAUCAUCAAGACGAAUGCAUCAUAUGUGAUAUUGAGCUUUUGUUAUGGUAUAUCCUGCACAGCAACUGUUUCACUUCACUUUGUGGUUAAAAGAAUUCACAAUGAAUUCACGAUCCCUUACAAAGUUAUGUCUGCAACUGUAUCUGGGUUAACUUCUAUUUCUUCUUAUCCUGCUUUAUAUAGGAUGUGUCUUAACAUGGGUUUAUUUAAUCCCAGGUGGGAGCAGACUAUGCUGAAGAUUUUAUGGAAAUUAUGGCCAAACAUUUCUGACUUUAAUGCUGCUGCAUGAAAAUAUCUUAUUUUACUUACUGUAAAUUUGUACUUCUGUGUUUUCUUUUAAUUGAAUCUUCUUCUUUCCCAGACACAGAAACACACAAGCUUUUUAGAUAAUUUAAACUCUUUUACUGUGCAUCAGCUUUCAAGCUGUGCAAACUGUAAUAUAAUGUAUUACGACUGUGUACAUGAAAGGCUCUUUCUACCUAAAGGUCUUAAUGUUGCUUUGAAAAGCUCUCACUAGAGGUCCAAAACACUCAACAAUUUAACAAUUUACUUUAGAUUUUUUCAUUUCAUUUCUUUUUUUUUCUUUUUCUUUUUUUUUUUUUUUUUUUACAAAUUUAAGAUAUAUUUGAAAAUUAUAUCCUUUCAUUUGCUCUUGGCUGGCCAACAUGCUUAAAUUAUAUGAAGUUGGUGAGUCAACUUUAUAUUUUACAGUUUAGCACAAUGUUAUGAUGCACGGAAAAAAUAAACUUUAAGUUACCA
Molecule: messenger RNA, 8161 nt
Organism: Oreochromis niloticus (Nile tilapia)
Lineage: Eukaryota; Metazoa; Chordata; Actinopteri; Cichliformes; Cichlidae
Gene: ecm2
Product: extracellular matrix protein 2, female organ and adipocyte specific
Exons: 12
Coding region: 4050-6602 (850 amino acids)
Biological process (GO): extracellular matrix organization; positive regulation of cell-substrate adhesion
Cellular component (GO): extracellular matrix
Molecular function (GO): heparin binding; collagen V binding; protein binding
Source: RefSeq, a predicted model, not a curated record